Molecule: messenger RNA, 4254 nt
Organism: Musa acuminata AAA Group (dessert banana)
Lineage: Eukaryota; Viridiplantae; Streptophyta; Magnoliopsida; Zingiberales; Musaceae
Product: putative serine/threonine-protein kinase
Exons: 10
Coding region: 2630-3769 (379 amino acids)
Biological process (GO): protein phosphorylation
Molecular function (GO): ATP binding; protein kinase activity
Source: RefSeq, a predicted model, not a curated record
AAGAUGGCGUGGUCAUGUGCUUAAGAGACCGGUAGUUAAAAGAGAUAAAAUGAUUAAUGUUAAUAAUAUAAGAAAAUAUUAAAAAAGAUCUAAAUUUUUUUAAUAAAAAUUAUAAAUAAAUAUUUAAGUAUUUUUAAACUCAACUAAACAUAUAACUUUUUAUUAAUCUCAAUAACGAUAAAAGAUUCAUAAUUCUAAAUAAUUGAGACUUACAAUUUUAUUGUUAUUAUGACAUUUGUCUUGAAAGGUGGGGUGCAAUGCAAUUAAUUCUCUUGCAAGUUUAGUCUUUUACGAGAGAAGCUAACUCAAACAUUUGUGGAAGAUGCAGGAUCAUAAUUGAUGGGUUAUGGUUUGCAAAAAGCAGCUCCCCCUGCUUUCCCUCUCCAACUUCCAUGAGAUCUUUCUUAUCAUAGUCUUCACUGAUUGAGAACUUACUAAAUUGUCACAGCAUCGCAGGGAACUUACUAAAUUAUGCAGAUCUUACAUGCAAUUUGGCUGGGUCUUGGCGUUGGUCGAGGAUCACAUGACAGCAUGUGUUGCAGGCUGACCCUCGUGGAUUAUCUUUUUCCCAGAGCAGAGAUUUCUCCAACUCAUCCAAUUUGUUUCUUCUGCCUACUCCAAUGAGGUUUCUUGGAUCUUGUUAGCUGUGUGCUGCACCAUUCAACUUGGACUUUGAAUGGAUUAGAUCCCGUACUGUUCUGCAAUAUUUUUGAGCUCAGACGUGAACUAGAAAGCUGAUGAGCCUCGCUGGCUUUGCUGUACUGGAGCAGCUGCAGAGCUGGAGCAGCGUAGGCCAACCUAUGACUUUGGACAUCUCCUGCGUACGGUUUAGAAUAUAAGCCUCGGAGGGCCAAGUCCGAUUACUGAUCAUACAGGCUGGCCACGGAAGAGGCAGUCCCAAGAGCAGCAGUCAUUGGAUUCUCCUCGAGUCCCAUGUGUUUCUUUUCUCCUCUUUCCAAUUAUUCCAACACUUGUUUCUUCGACUCCAUGCAAUCAUUUGGUCCUUUCAAGUCGAUUGUAUCUCAGCCUCAACAACAUGCAGUUUAUCAUCAGUUUGCAGAAAGAAAGCUUGCGGACACUCGAGUCUUGUGUCUUGGAUGCAAAGUUGGAUGCUUUAAUGUUGGUGUCGAGCGAGUUGGUGCUCACAUUCAUAAUCCUGGACUUGAGCUUUGAACAUAAUGAUGGUCAAUAGUAAAAAGGAAAAAGAAUUCUGGGAUAAAGAAUGUAAAGAAAAAGGUCUUCCUAGUUGUUCCUUGUAUCUCCAGUGAACUGAAGUGGCCUACUAAUACUUUAUGAAAUAGUCAAACAAACCAAGUUUGGCUUGUAAUGUCAGAGAGAUCAUAUGGUGCAAGUGGCUUUUGGAAAGUGCACUUAACAUAUAUGUUAUAGCCUCACCAUCUCCAAUAUCAUGCAGCUUCUUCCAGGAGACAGACUUGGAACAUCCUCCAGGGUUUCCGGUCUUUCCAGUGACCAGAGAGCAGCAUAGAGUGGAGCAGCAGCAAAGCAAAAAGACCUCACUCCUUCACAGUAGAGGAGGAAAACGAAUUAGAUACAUAGAUAGGGCACACAGGAGGCCAGCAAGUAGCAGGGUAUGGGGAGGGAGACUACUCCACUAACAAUAUGGCAACUUUCCAUAGCGCCCAUUCCCUCCCCUAAUCUUAACUCUGGUGGCGGUGAACCCACGUCGACCGGAGCAGCAGAAGCUCAUCCUUUUGUCCUUCCACAUGAGACCAUGGGGGAAUGGGAAAGAAAUCCCGUAAUUGAGAGAUCUCGUACCACCUCUCUCCAAUCCUCUGUGUCCACUGUGGUCAUCGUUGAUGGUAUCCGAUUAAAAGGUCCUGUCCCCUCACCCCUGUCCACUUCCUGCUGGUAAAUCUCCCACAUUUACAGCCACAGGCCCACGCUUGCUCCCUCCCCGCAUACGUUCUUCUCAGUCCUACUUGUAUACAGUAUGCACUCAGAUUGAGAGAUUUGGCAGGACUGGUACGUACAAUACAACAAACACAUGGUAGGCAGACCUUUGUUCCUUGCGCGCUCAUUCAAUUGUGUCAUGUGGGGUUUUGGGGCUCCCGUCUCUUCUUUGGGUUCUUUCGGUUGGUUUGUUCAUCCUUUCCGCCUUGGGGCCUCUUGCGGAUAGUCGAGUGAGUGAGCCUAAGCUGGGAGUGCUCGAUCGAGUGGAAUAUAUGUCACCAUCGACUACUACGAAUUUUCGACCGACGAUGUAGGAAUGGUAUAUGUCGGCUUGAGCUAUUCUUGUUUUCGCAAGGUUAUGGUCUGUGGAAACAGAUAGCAGUGGCAUUUUGUCCAUUAAUGGAUGGAUCACUGGUCGAUGGCCUGUCUUCCAAUUUAAUGUUACGUGGAUUCUGAGUAUCACACCGGUUGGGUUUUGUCAGUUUUAGUUGCCUGCAAUCAAUCACCUCAAAAACCAAUUUGGCAGUAUUAACAUGCAAGAUUUGUACAGUCACGUUACAGAGAAGCGUCGCAUCGGAUCUAGUGUCCCUGCCAGACAUAUAAGUAUUCUUUGGUGGAUCAGUGGACGGUUGAAUCACUGGAAAAUUUUUUUGAGUGUGGUUGGAAUAUAUUUUUCGAAUUGCUUCCGUUUUGGGACUCCCAUUUAAUGGAAUAGGUCAUGCAUUGGUGUCAAGUUGCAGCCGUAGUUGGAGGAGCUGCAGGAGGUCUUGCAUUCUUGGUGAUUGUCAUUGGGUUUCUGUGGUUUUAUUUUUUGCACUGUAGGACCCCUGCAAAUAAAAGUUCUGAGACUGGUUCUUCCGACCCAUCUACGCUGGUGGAAUGGAAUAGGAGAGAUCGGAUAUCAUCUUCAGGUUGUGGUCGGAGUGCUAGGCAAUUUACUUUAGAAGAGUUGGAAGAAGCUACUAAAAACUUUAGCGAAAGCAAUCUUGUUGGCACUGGUAGUUUCGGUUUGGUGUACAAAGGUUUGCUUCUUGACGGGACUCUUGUGGCAAUUAAAAGGCGUGUAAGUGUUCCGAGGCAGAAAUUUGUCGAAGAGGUUGAAAUUUUAUCAGAGAUCAGGCACCGCAACCUAGUUACUCUUAUUGGUUAUUGUGAGGAAGGUGGUUUGCAAAUGCUAGUUUUUGAAUACUUGCCUAAUGGAGGUGUCUCUCGUCACUUGUAUGAUGGGGAACAACAUUCACUCGCAAGGCUUGAAUUUAAACAAAGGCUUGCAAUAGCUAUUGGAGCAGCCAAAGGAUUAGCUCAUCUGCACAGUCUUGCACCUCCUUUGGUACAUAAAGACUUCAAAACAAAUAAUGUCUUGGUUGAUGAGAACUUUAUUGCAAAAGUAGCUGAUGCAGGUCUUCAUAAAUUAGUGCAAGGAAGUGGAGAAAUUGGGCCUCAAGGAAGUAGCAGUAUCUUCCAAGAUCCAGAGGUUGGAGAGUCAGGAGGAUUUUCUGAAGCCAGUGAUGUUUACAGCUUUGGUGUGUUUCUUCUAGAGUUCAUAAGUGGCAUGGAGGUGGCACAUUGCUUCUCUCUAGAUUCACACAGUUUCUUAGCCCAGUGGGUGGAAGCACAUGCAGGUUCAAAUGAUCUCAUCGAUCGCCGGCUUGGUAAUGCCUUUACCUCUGAGGGAAUGAAAGAGCUAAUUGCACUAACCCUUCGAUGCUUGAAUCCAUCUGGGAAUAACCGUCCAAAGAUGCGAGCGAUAGCUGUGGAGCUUGAUCAGAUUCUCGAGACCGAGAUGGCACUGACAACAGUCAUGGGUGAUGGUACUGCCAUAGUUACCCUCGGGAGCCAGUUAUUUACAUCGACAUGAAGAACGAAACAUCUGUUAUUUGAUCAUAACAAGUCCCAAGAACAUAGCUUUUUGUCCAGGGAACCACCACCAGAUUUGCCGCUUUUAAAGCUGCAGUACCAGAUUAAUUUUGAUGAUGGCAAAUGGGCACUCUUGGCUGUAAUGAUCAGUGGUGAAGUUCAACUUCUAUUACCUCUGAGGUGGCUUUGAUGAAGCACACCAUGACAACAAAUGAAGCUUCAUAUAUGAUUCAACUAAUUCUUGAAUUGUGUAAAAUGAUUCUGUGGAAGAGUCCAUUGAGGUGUUUGUUAUUCUACAUGUGGGGAGAGCUCCCCUUCCUCUUCUGCAAAGCCCAGUGUUUGUUAUCUCUUACUCCCAAAGUUGGGAGUUCUUUUUCAGGGAGCCUCAACAUUACUAUGCUAAAUAGGAGCGCUGUAAAGAGAACACACAAGUGGAAUUGCCACCUUGCAAUCAGACACUACAAUCUCGCCAUUUCAAUGACUCCA